AUGCUGGUUUUCAGGGCUUCCAGCAGCCCGUCAUCCACUAAAACCCCGGUCGUCCUCUCCCCAGCCUCCUUGUGCCGCUUUCAUUGGCCCACCGUCAGCGAAUUUCCCCUUGACGUCUGGUCCCUUCGUCGCUUCUUUUCUUUCUUUUCUCCUUUGACCAUCAACGACUCGAGCAAUUCCUUUGCCCGCUGCCGCUCGAUCACCCGCUACGACGAGUCCGAAACCGACGACGACUUCACAGACAUCACCCUCUUCGACCCAUCACACUCUCUUAGCAUUGCCGAGAAGAGCUUAGCGACAUCCCGCAAUCGUCGCAUUCCUUCAUUCUCUGUUUCGGGCUCCGUCUUCCACCAGCACCCGCUCCGUGCACUGCCCGUUAGCGCUCAACCUCAACCAGAACUUCAGCGUCAAAAACAUAUUCAACGAGACCUCGCUAUAUCUCCCGAGCGCGGUCGUCUUGGCGGCCGUGCCGACAACCUGUUUCCGACGGAUUCUCUACUCUCCCGACCACCCACCAACCCCGUACCGCCCGCCUUAGAUGCCCCGGGCAACACUCUGAUCUUGAGCCUCGAUCCCCCAGAACCCGCCUAUCCCAGAACCGGCUCAUCUUCUGGUCGAGCUGCCGCUUUGAACUCUCGACAACAGCAAGGCCGAACCGCCGACGGCCGUCAACCAUCCGCGUUUCAUCCUUCGCCUUUCCGACCUCAAAAGGCUACUGGAACUGCGCAUCGCGCUCGUCGACUGUCAGCCGCUCGCCUCUGGAAUCCUACCAACUCUACUCCUCGGCCUCACACCAAGCCCGAGUCAUCGCGCAAACGUCGUCCGUCGACUCCUCCUCCGCCGUCCAUUCCGUUACUGCAUCCUACCUUCGACCAUCGAGCACCUCCUGACUCCCUAGGCGCCGGGCCCAGCGAUUACCCUCUUCUUACACUCUCUGAGCAGCAUCAAAUCAAGCAUUCGUUAUCGCCUCGUGCAAGUCUUCAAGUUGAUAGGGCGGGAAGUAGUGACCGACGGAUAAGCCUACCGAACUCGGUACGUGCAUCUUACGACGAGAAAGGAUCGCGACGAGGUGCAGUGUCGGCUGAAGAGUACCGUCUAAGUCGGGAACUUUUGGCCCAGGAUUCUGUUGUGGAAAAUCCAGUCGUCAAGAUCGACAAGGGCAAAGGGAAGGCUGUAAUGAUGCCUGAAAAUACUGAUCCUAUGCCAUCAUACGGCACGGACUUGGAGCGUGGUCCAGAUAUUAUGGACCCGCGAAUGUCCAAUGUAUCGGCUGGUGAUGGAAUCGGAUCUGCUUUGUCAACGACAAACUCUUCCAUCAUGGGUGAAGAGGUCGAGCCGGAUGCAGCCGGUGAAUGGGGUCCUCAGCACCCCUGCUAUCCGCAUCGCAACCCUCAUGUACCUGUCGAUUCGCCCGAAUACACCAGCACACGGAUUAUUCGAAUACGCCGCGACUGGUUGAUCAAAGGUGACCUGGCACCCACAUUUUCCAAUCUCUAUCCUGAGAUCCUCGACCCUGCUGGCUUGUCUGAACAAGAAUUCCGUCGGAUCAUUGAGAAGCUCAAUGGAGAAUUGGUUCCCGCCUUCGAUCCGUACAGCGCGAGGAAUAUUAUCGAUAGUCUACUUGGACUUGUCACUGGUUGGGUCUGGGAUGACAUGGGUCUGACUGGCGCCAAAUCCAGGCUGAAUAACCUCGAGAAAUGGAUAGAGCAAUGGAAUUGUGAGAUGGAAAAGACCAUGGGCGCUGAGGAUGGUGUCAUGCCACCCAAGAUCAUGCCCCUUCGUCAAACAGGUUACAUGACACUCGACAUUCAAAUCCCUGAUCCUGAGAUCAUGCCAGCCCCCAGUACCGCCAACCCCAACGAAUCAAGGACAGCCUUACCUAUGACACCUUCAUCUGCUAUUGUUGCUUAA
Molecule: messenger RNA, 1911 nt
Organism: Fusarium pseudograminearum CS3096
Lineage: Eukaryota; Fungi; Ascomycota; Sordariomycetes; Hypocreales; Nectriaceae
Exons: 3
Coding region: 1-1911 (636 amino acids)
Biological process (GO): protein targeting to membrane; peptidyl-L-cysteine S-palmitoylation
Cellular component (GO): endoplasmic reticulum palmitoyltransferase complex; extrinsic component of endoplasmic reticulum membrane
Source: RefSeq, a predicted model, not a curated record